AUGCCCGCAAUCGCUAGAUUUGCUACAUCGUUCAUCACGCUUCUCCAAUUUCACAAGCAAAGAAAUAAUUUGAGAAAAAUGAUCACUUCUCAAGAGUGGUUAGAUUCCAAGUGGUUAGAUGAUCCAAAGGGGAAAAAGGUUGCAUGUAUCAUAUUAGAUGAAAUGUUUUGGAGGAAUAUUUUGUAUACUUUAAAGUUAACAAGUCCUCUUGUUAGUGUCCUUAGAAUGGUUGAUGGUGAAAGAAAGCCGGCAAUGGGUUACAUCUAUGCGGCCAUGGCGAAUGCUAAAUCGACUAUUGAAAAGGCUUUUAACUUGAAAAAUGAACUCUAUGUUAAAACUUUUGAUAUUAUAGAUAAAAGAUGGGAAUGUCAACUUCACAAGCCAUUGCAUGCCGCGGGACACUACUUAAACCCGUCUAUCUUCUAUGAGAAUAAAAUAGAAAUUAUGGAGAAUGUAGAAGUUAUCGAUGGUUUACUUGAAUGCAUUGAAAGGUUGUCUCAUGGAGGAGAAGAAGAACAAAAAAAGAUCACCUCAGAACUUACUCGAUAUCAAAAUGCUGAAGGGCUUUUUGGCAAUAAAAUGCGGAGUGGUGGGCGUUAUUUGGAGCUUCGACUCCUAAUUUAUGACGAUUUGCUAUACGAGUUCUUAGCCUCACUUGUAGCGCUACAAGUUGUGAAAGAAAUUGGGGCAUUUUCCAACACCUCCACACCAAGAAAAGAAAUAGAUUGGCACAAGAAAAAUUGA
Messenger RNA from Helianthus annuus (common sunflower), 744 nucleotides. RefSeq lists its product as uncharacterized. NCBI's taxonomy places the organism in Eukaryota, Viridiplantae, Streptophyta, Magnoliopsida, Asterales, Asteraceae. The record is from RefSeq and is a predicted model, not a curated record. The coding region runs from base 1 to 744 and encodes 247 amino acids. The transcript has 2 exons.